Molecule: messenger RNA, 779 nt
Organism: Apis cerana (Asiatic honeybee)
Lineage: Eukaryota; Metazoa; Arthropoda; Insecta; Hymenoptera; Apidae
Biological process (GO): cilium organization
Source: RefSeq, a predicted model, not a curated record
CGAAACAUUUAUUUUUUCUUUUAAAUGUUUUUUAAACUCGUAAAUGGAACUCUAAAAUUAUAAUAUUAUCAUCAAAAAUAUUUAUAGAGACAAAAUUUUAAAAAUUAAUAUAAUUAUAUAAAAGAAAAAAUUAUAUAAAUAAUAUAAAAAGUCACUUCAUUGAUUAAUUAUUAAUCAGUAAAAAUAAAUGACAUUUGCUUUGAUUAUCAAGUAACCUCAGAUAUACGAUAUCUAAAACAAGAAUAAAACAAGUUACUAAAUCUUUAUAUAAAAAAAGUUUUAUAAAAUUUAUGAAAUUUUGCAUAAAACAUAAAACAUAAAACAUGAAGUCAGAUAUUACUGAUCCAUGGAGCGGAACAGAUGUUCCACAAAUUAGUAAUAAUAAGUGUGAAAACUUUUUCGAAGAUUCUUUUGUAGUUAAUCAGACACAACAUACCAGGUUAGCUGACUCAGAAGAAUAUUUGGAAAAACUUUAUUCCAGACUUAGAAUUCUUCAAAAAGGUACAUCAAAAAAAGAUCUUAUAACAUCUUUAUAUGUGGCAAAAGAAGAUUCUAUUGCACGUUUAAUAACUUCUGGAUGUAAACUUGAAACAGAAGAAGAUACUGAACUUGUUUCAAAUCCUUUAAUAAGACAUAUAGCACCUCAUUUACAAGCAUUAACUGCUAGUGAAUUAGUUCAUCUUUUGAAAGCAGAUGUUCUUCAAAUUAUUAAUGAAUCUGAACAACAAAAAGAAAUUGACUAAAAAAUAAAUAAAUUAUAAAUUAUCUAUUUAAAGAAU